UUGUCUGUGUAAAAAAAUAAUCGAAUGAAAGUGCUGGUGUUGUCGUAUUUGUAACUUUUUAACAACAAUUUAGUGCAAUUUUAGGAGAGAAUGGUGAUUAAUCCACAGGGGACAUAUUUUUAGUGAUUUUAAACGUAUUUAGUAUUCGCGAAAAUGGCAGAGGACAUUAAAACCGAGUACAUGUCCAGUCUGGCGGAUUUGACUUUCAACAGCAAGCCCCUGAUCAACGUGUUGACUAUGCUAGCCGAAGAAAACUUAUCAAACGCUAAGACUAUUGUAGAGGCUAUCGAAGAGCAACUCGCUAAGGUCAAUACAGAUGUAAAACUCCCAAUCUUAUACCUUAUCGACUGUAUAGUGAAGAAUGUAGGCGACACCUAUAAAGGGCUGUUUAGUCACAAUAUUGUGGCUACUUUCUGUAAUGUUUUUAAAGUGGUUGACGAAAAAACCAGACUGGAAAUGUUCAAGCUGCGCCAAACGUGGAACGACGUGUUUCCCCAAAUGAAACUCUACGCCAUCGAUGUGCAAAUCCGUCAAAUCGAUCCCGCUUGGCCAGUCACUGCGCAGCCCGCCAAUAGCAUCCAUUUAAACCCCAAGUUUCUAAAAAGCACAACUCCUACUACAACUAAGUCAAAGAUAUCUUCAAAUACAGCGGACACGGAAGCUUUGGCUGGUAAACAUUUAACAGCCGACAUAGACAAGGAAACGCUACUGAUGCAGGAGCAACUUCUUCAAAAACAGAAGGAGCUUUUGGAGCUGCAGAAGAAAACUUUGGAAUUGGAAAUGUUGCAGACGAAAGUCAAGUUGCAGGAGCAGAUGAAGAGUGGCGCAGCGACUCCAGUUCAUAAGAACAUCCUGCUAAAACCCGAAGUAGCGAAACAGCUGAUGCCUGAAGUAAUGACAAAAUCCAGGCCUGUAGGCAUUACUCAAAGAUUUCAUGGUGGCCAACCGAAAAUCAGUCCAGUAAAUCCGGCUCUGGCGGCGGCCGUCAGGCCCAUCCGGGAUCCCAGGCUGCUGCGCCAGCAACAGAAAGAACUGGAAAGUGUAGCACCAGUAACGCAAAAGCCUCUUGAAAAUAAUAAAGUCAUAACUAAUAAAGUACAUGUGAAUAACCCUAACUAUCCCCGUACGCAAAGUAAAAUUGACAAAAAAUCCAAAACUGUUUCCCCUAAUAAUCGUAGUAUUAAUAAAUCGUCUCCCCAAAAGUCGCGCAGUCCGCCCACAGUUAGCAAUAGUAGCAGUUCGAGUAGUCAAGAUUCGCCUACAAAAACUAAAAGCCGUUCUAGUAGCGGCAACAGUAGCAGUAAAAAUAAAAAGCGGGACAAACCGGAAUCUAAAAGAUCUCAGGACUAUGACACCAAACGCGAAAAACUUCUUUUCGACGAAGAACCUAAUUAUCCUAAUAGUGAACCUAAUUUUAAAAGUGCUAAUAAAAGUAAAAGUAGGAAUUACAUUAGGAGAAAUUUGGCUGAUAGUCCUGUGCAAGAAAUUUCAACCAAGAGUGCUGAAAGUAGGAACCCAAUUGAACCAACAGCAUCACUCGAACCAACUAGCAUCACAAAAAAAGCACCAACCAAACCGAUGGAUGUGGAUCUAAGGCCCGUCCUAAGCAAAAAGAGAACUUCGACUGAGGCUUCUGACCAACCCACCAAGAAAAGUAAAAAUUUGAAUGAGCUUUUUGGUAGUCAGGACACAGAUAUGAGACCAAUACCUAUUGCCGCCGAAAUCGUUGAAAGACCUCCAACUCCACCUCCACCGCCCAUAAUAUCUUCUGCUCCUGAACAACCUGCCCUGGAUGCGGUGUCUACCAAAAGCGACUUUGAUGCCGUCAGAGCCAAGCUAGCCAAUGCCGCCAAUAGAGAAAAAAUUUUCAACAAAUCAUUCCGCAAAGAUAAACUGCGUCUAGAAGAUAGUCCUGUAAGAGUAUCAUCUGAAGAAGAACUAGCAAUAGCAUCUGGUGAUAUGACGCCCGAGCAAAAACAACACAUUUUAAGCAGACUAUUUAAACAUAUUGAAAAAAGCAAAUUAAGAGAAGCAAAAAAGCGAGACAAUCAAGAAUCCUUAUUAGGAGACCUAUCGUUACAAACCAUCAGCGACGAUGAAUUUGAAAUUGAAGCACCUUCUCAAGAUACGCCACCGAUGCCUUUCAAUGACAAAGAUGAAAGACUAAAUCUACCUCAGAUCCUUCAGCCACAUAACAUGGAAACCAUACCUCCAGGCAUUGAUAAUAGCAAUAGCAUGCCACAGCAACAAUUUUAUCCUAGAGGUGGCAGACCGCCUUUUAGAGGUAGAGGCGAGUGGAGAGGGAAUAGAGGCAGAAUGCCAUUACCCAGACAGCCAAUUAGACCAUGGAUUCAUCAGCAACCAGGUCCUAGAUGGAGGCAUUUUGGGCCUCAACAUAGGCCAGAUUUUAUUCCAAUAGAAGAUGAAUCUUCAAAAAGUCCUGGGCAAGAUGAUCCUCAAGUACAACUUCAAGAGGACAUUAAAACUUUGGUCAUCGAUGGGAUGCCAAAAGAUAUAAGGAUUUAUAAUGAAACUGCUGUGAUUUUCAUAAGUAAUGACGAUCCUCGCGAGAUCUCAUUUCAAAACGGCUCGCGGAGUGUUUGUUUUAAUAACAAAGAAUCAUAUGUGCUGAAUUUUGGAGAGAAUUACAAAGAAUGUUUGGUGAAUAAUUUUACUUUCCGCGUCAAACUCGGGGUUCCCAGUCGCGAAAUUUUCAUUAACGAUAUCGGUUUCGAGUGCUUUUUUGGAGGCCCUCAAAUACACAUAACAGUGAACGGCAUUAAUUUGAGCGUGAGCUUAGAAGGCCCCCCGCCGCCAGUGACAAUAGGCGAAACUAAACGCACCGAUUUAGUUUUGGCCAAAAUAGAUGCGCUAAUAGACGCUCAAAUAAUACUACCCAUUUUCUUGGACUCUAAACUUCAAAAGUUUGUGCUCGGCGGCAGGCCGUGUACCUUAAAAUUUGUAGAUGCAUUGAAAAAAGUUUUAAUAAAUGAUGUUCCACACAAUGUCGAAUUUGGUGCUUUGCCUAAACCUUUUAUUAUCCACGGUAAAAAACACUUUAUCAGAUUUUCAGUAUUGCCGAAGGGCUUCAAGCCCGGCUUCGUGAAAAUUAAGGAUAUGGAAGGCGAGGCGGGCGUUAGUCCUGUUCGAGAAGAGGAGGCUAGUCAAGACGGGCCGUUACACGGAGAGCCCCUGAGACCCGAGACCAAGAAGUUACAGUUUAUCGGACCGAUGUCGCCCGAUAAUAGGAGUAAUUCGCCCAGUGAUUUCCUUAACAAUGUUUUACCCGGACUGAACAACUUUGAACUGUCAAACGUCUUUUCGCAAUCGCAAAAACCGGUUGCCACUACCACUGGAAGCUAUCAGGUGCAACUACCAGGGACAUCUACAACCACUGACUCAUCCAGUUCUCAAAAUUCUGCAGCUCCUGCUCUCAAUAUUAACGACCUGUUUCAAAAACUGGUUGCUUCUGGUUUUGUCAAAACUCAAGAACCUACUACAACUACAACAGUUCCUACUAGUACUGUUAGCAAUGGAAAAGUUGUGGCCAAUAAGAAUCCGAUCCCGGAACCUCCCAAACAGCAAAGACGUACCUUAUCAGAAAUUCUAAAGCCAGUGACUUUCGCUCAACCAAAAACCCUAAAGAUGCGUCAAGGGGCCCUUUACAGUGCUUUAUACACCGGAAUGCAAUGUUCGAGUUGCGGCAUGCGAUUCCCGCCUGAAGCCAGCACCUGGUAUAGUCAACAUUUGGACUGGCACUUUAGGCAAAAUCGUAAAGGAAAGAAAAACGCCAGAGUAGCUAAUAGUAGAAAGUGGUACUAUUCGCUGGCCGAUUGGAAAAACUACGAAGAAUUAGAGGAUAUCGAAGAAAGAGAAAAGAAUUAUUUCGAUCAGCAACAGCAGCAAGCUGAAGUUGCAGAGGAAGCCGAAGAAGAACAAGAAAUUCCAACGGUGCAAGCUGAUCCUGCUACAACAGACGAACGAUGCCAUGUGUGUAGGGAUACGUUUGAGCAAUUUUUCAAUGAAGAAAAAGAAGAGUGGCAUUUGAGGAACGCUAUUAAAAUUGACGACAAAACUUACCAUCCUGUAUGCUACGAGGAUUAUAACCAAACAAUACUGAAUGAAAGUAAACCCAAGGAAGAAAGUAGCCUAAUACCUGGAUUGGAAAUUAUUGUAGAUGAUGACGAUGAUGAAGAUAAAAAAUCGGCUGAUGAAAUUGUUUCAUUAAUCGAUGACGAUGAAGAAAUUGAAUUGCCCGAAGAAGCACCAAGUCCUGCUCAAGAUGAAGAUUUACCUGAGGAGGAAGAUGAUGGUGAGGACGAUGACGUGAUCCUCAACGAAGUUGCACCAAUAAAAAUUGUUGUUGAAGAUGACGAUGAUGAACCAAUGGACGCGCAGAACGCUGAAAAAAGCCAGCCAAUACCGGUCAAGAAGGAAAAGAAGGCCGUUUUUGAUGAUGGAUUCGUGGACGUUGGUGAAAUUUUGACUUUGAAGGACCACGGGCUAGUGAAGAUUAAAAGUGAACCUAUUGAUGACGAAAAACGUUCAGAAAACUCGACUACCACCCAAACUCCAUCUGAAUCGCAUGAAGACUCAGAAGUAAUUUUAACCACAGAAGAACCAACAGUAACAUCACAUCCACAACUCGUGACUUCCAUGGAUGGAAACAUGGAAUUAGUGUCUACAGCAGUGUCGGCGAUAACGUCGAACGCUCCCAAAAUAAAGAUAAACAUUUCCAAGCCAUUGCCUGUGAUAGCACCAAAUGAAAAAAAUAAUAGUGAAUCUAGUGAUAAUAGUGAUACGGUUAAGUCUAGUAGCGAACUGCCCAUAGAAGACCUGGAAAUUGUUAGGUAUAAGCCGGGGUUACAGAAUGUGCCCCUCAAAAAGCUACCUCGGGUACAAAAGGGUAGCGAAUUAACAGGGAUGUGUUCGAUAAUGUAAAAUUUGUACCUUUAUAGUUAAUUGUAUAUACUUAUUUGGUUUUAUUUAUUCCAAACAGGCUUUUUUUUAAAACAUUUACUGUUGUUACAAGUUGUUGAGAAUAAAACAUUUUUACUAGGUUUGUUUUUAUUUGGGCACUUUUUUUUUUGGGGUGGCAGAGGCUGAUUGGCGGUCAUUUGGAUUUUAUUAAGUUUUGUGUGAUUUUGUAAAUUUUAACUAUGUAUAAUAAAAAUAUUAUUGACUAGGGAUUCAUUUAGUGGAACAAUGAGUAAGUUUUUAUUAUCAUUGGGUUAUGGCUAAUAAACUUAUCUAAGCUUAA
Molecule: messenger RNA, 5260 nt
Organism: Ceutorhynchus assimilis (cabbage seed weevil)
Lineage: Eukaryota; Metazoa; Arthropoda; Insecta; Coleoptera; Curculionidae
Source: the annotation of a GenBank genome assembly